AUGCCCGGUCUCGACCUUGAGCAUGAGCCCCUCGCGGCUGACGACGUGAGAAUCCUGGGACAGGAUCCCCUGAUCCCUCCCGCCCUUCUCUCCUCCGAGAUCCCCAUGACCGACGCCGCCCUCCAAACCGUCGUCCGCGGCCGCAACGAGGCCGUCGACAUCAUCAUGGGCAAAGACGACCGUCUCCUCGUCAUCAUCGGCCCCUGCUCCCUCCACGACCCAGCCACAGCAAUCGAGUACUGCGCCCGCCUCAAGGCCCUCGCCGCGAAGCUCUCCUCCGACCUCUGCGUCAUCAUGCGCGCCUACCUCGAGAAGCCGCGCACCACCGUCGGCUGGAAGGGCCUCAUCAACGACCCGGACAUUGACUCCACCUUCAAGAUCAACAAGGGCCUGCGCAUCUCCCGCCAGCUCUUCAGCGAUCUCACGACUGCGGGUAUGCCCAUCGCCAGCGAGAUGCUCGACACAAUCUCCCCCCAGUUCCUCGCCGAUUUCAUCUCGGUUGGUGCCAUCGGCGCCCGCACCACGGAAUCCCAGCUCCACCGCGAGCUCGCCUCCGGCCUGUCCUUCCCCGUCGGCUUCAAGAACGGCACCGACGGUAACCUGGGCGUCGCCAUCGACGCCAUUGGUGCCGCGGCUGCGAAGCACCACUUCAUGGGUGUCACCAAGCAGGGCCUCGCCGCCAUCACCCGCACAAAGGGCAACGAGCACGGCUUCGUCAUCCUCCGCGGCGGCUCCCACGGCCCCAACUUUGACAAGGAGAAUGUCCAAAAGGCAAAGGACACGCUCACUAAGAAGGGCCAGAAGCAGGCCAUCAUGAUUGACUGCUCCCACGGCAACUCAAACAAGGACCACCGCAACCAGCCCAAGGUCGCCGCCGUCAUCGGCGACCAGCUCCGCGAGGGCGAAAAGUCCAUCAUCGGCGUCAUGAUCGAGUCCAACAUCAACGAGGGCAACCAAAAGGUGCCCGCCGAGGGCCCCGCCGCCCUCAAGAAGGGCGUCUCCAUCACCGAUGCCUGCAUCGACUGGGACUCCACCGUCGACGUCCUCGAGGGCCUCGCCUCCGCCGUCCGCGCCCGCCGCGAGCGCAACGCCGGUUCGGCCAACGGCAACGAGGACUCGCACAAGGUUACCCACCUUGAGGAGGAGUAG
This is a messenger RNA of Colletotrichum abscissum, 1149 nucleotides long. Its product is annotated as 3-deoxy-7-phosphoheptulonate synthase. Gene Ontology annotation, biological process: aromatic amino acid biosynthetic process. NCBI's taxonomy places the organism in Eukaryota, Fungi, Ascomycota, Sordariomycetes, Glomerellales, Glomerellaceae. Gene Ontology annotation, cellular component: cytoplasm. The record is from RefSeq and is a predicted model, not a curated record. Bases 1 to 1149 code for a protein of 382 amino acids. Gene Ontology annotation, molecular function: 3-deoxy-7-phosphoheptulonate synthase activity. The transcript is spliced from 3 exons.